Molecule: messenger RNA, 1477 nt
Organism: Sphaerulina musiva SO2202
Lineage: Eukaryota; Fungi; Ascomycota; Dothideomycetes; Mycosphaerellales; Mycosphaerellaceae
Exons: 1
Coding region: 4-1311 (435 amino acids)
Cellular component (GO): nucleus
Source: RefSeq, a predicted model, not a curated record
GUCAUGAUGGUCAAAUGCUACUGUACAACAGAAGCUCUGGAAACCCUCCUUAGAAACAUCGCCGGUCUCCAAGUCCAUCAACAACGAGCGCAGUUCGUUCUUCAACGAUAUCGAUCCUUCAGCACCCGAGCACCUCUGCGCCAGGUGGAGACCGCCAAUGCCGGAACUGUCGAAGUUGGCUUCGUCCCUUCGGAGAUGACUAGAAAGCUGCAGCAAUCCGUUGUGCAAAGCCGUGUGGUCCAGGAAAAAGAUGCAGAGCAGAGCGAUCAGACUGUUGCCGGCAGCGCAGAUGGGAAAGAUGGGUCAGUAAAUCCGCAGUCGCACGCGGACAUCGAUACCAAUGGCGGAGUCGUAGCGAAUGGUCACACGAGCACACAUCGCGCAGUUCCAUCGCCUCUCGCAGAUGAGGAAACAUUGCCAGAAUUGGUCAAGCCAGCUGCGCAAAAGUCUCUUCCGCGUGAUCAAAAGGUGCAGCGCAAUGCUUCCACAGAGGCUAGGAGGUUGCGCAAAGAACGGCGUAUGUGGGAAGGAAAAUACAAGCCGACCAGUGUCGCGAGAAUGGCUCAAAGAGAAGGGCAGAGAGAGACUCCGACACAACAAAUUAUUGCAGAAGAGCACAGCGAAGAUUCCAACCAGGUGCAACACGUUCUCGCAAAACUUGAUCAAGAACUGGGCGGCCCUUCCAUCAUCCAAGCCCAACAGCAACGCGCUGAAAGGCUUGCCUCCCAGUCCAGCGAGAAGAACCGCAAAGCGCGGAUGAUAGCUGCCGAGAAACACGAAGAAAAACAGCGAGCUACCGCAGAGGCAGAAGCGCAGCGCAGGAAGCAAAUGGAACCCUGGAUGCGAGAUAAAGCCGCUCUCCAGAACAAAUUCGGCGCCAAAGGUUGGGCGCCCAACAAACGCCUGUCUCCCGAUUCACUCGAAGGUAUUCGAGCCCUUCACAAGUCCGAUCCCGAGACAUAUAAUACCGCCAUGCUCUCUGAGCACUUCCAGAUCACGCCCGAAGCGAUUCGAAGAAUUUUGAAAUCGAAGUGGAAGCCACAGCCGGAGGAGAUUGAGAAAAGAAUGGAAAGGUGGGAAGCUCGAGGUGUCAAGAAGUGGCAAGAGAUGAGUGAAUUGGGCAUGAAGCCCCCCAAGAAAUGGCGAAUGCUGGGGGUUGCUAAUCCGAAGCUGGAAGGGAGGCCCGUGAAGAAGUGGGAAGACCAGAGAAUUGAGGCUCCAAUCGACCAGCGAACAGGAAGGAAGGGGAGAUGGCGUGACCGUGAACGACAACAGACGGACCCAGAGACCAGUCUCGCCCAUCGGCUGUAGUUUACAUAAGUCUCAGCCAACUUAUCGCGUCCAGCGCGUUGUUGAGAUUCCUAGGAAUGUUUAUCUGUUGGCAACAGGUAUCAACUGCUCCUUUAUCGCUGGUAACAUGUCUCAAGGAUAGUAUUAUAUCAGACCAAUCUUUUCUGGAUCAGUAAGCGGAUGCACG